This is a messenger RNA of Trifolium pratense (red clover), 1553 nucleotides long. RefSeq names its product protein FIP1. Gene Ontology annotation, cellular component: late endosome; lysosomal membrane. The transcript is spliced from 14 exons. Lineage: Eukaryota; Viridiplantae; Streptophyta; Magnoliopsida; Fabales; Fabaceae. The record is from RefSeq and is a predicted model, not a curated record. Bases 202 to 1266 code for a protein of 354 amino acids.
AAAAAAAUGAUGGUGUUAUUAAAUUAAACAUAUAGCAACAAUAACAAAAAUCUGAAUUGCAAAUCAUAUAUGCAAAUGACAUUACUCAUCAACAACAAGAACCUCCUUAAAUGCAUCUUCCUUUUCCCGAACCCUUGAUUCAUCUUCAAACGCAUUUCGCUCAUCACGGCGAUCCAAAUCUAGAACAACAACAACAACAACAUGGCAACGGAGAGAUUCUCUUCUCCGCCAGCCACAUCUCAAGAAGAAAACGCUCUUUUUCUGGAUAUACUGCAUGAAGCUCCUUUGUUUGCUCAUCGCAAACCUGCAAGAAUUGUUGCGAGUGUUUUCUAUUGUAUACUAUUGGCCGGUUAUACUACUUUGGCUGUAGGAGCUGAGUGGAUAUUUCAUCCCGUCCGAGAAUUGAUAUCUCCUGUGUUAUGUAGUUGUGAUGUUCUUCUUAUGCUGUUGACAGGAAUCUUUCAACAAUAUCUGGUUUAUCAAGUGCAUAAGAUACGGUUGCAGGGCUAUUAUAGUUUCAGCCAGAAGUUGAAAUUUAUUGUUCGCAUACCCUUUGCCAUUACAGCUUAUGGAACUGCUGCAAUGCUACUUGUUAUACUCUGGAAACCUUACACUGGGUUUCUGUCAAUCUCUGCAAUAUUGAGGAUUAUUAUGGUAGUCGAAGCAUUAUGUGCUGGAUGUUUUAUGUGCCUUUAUAUCGGUUACAUACACCAGUACAAUUCAUUGAACUCCCAUCCUGAUGUUCUGAAGUCCUUGUAUUCACCACUACAACCAUCAAGUUCUCUGGAGGGUCUAAGGUACCAUGAUGGUAGGCUCUCUGAUCAGCAAAUGGCAUUGUUGCAAUAUCAACGUGAAAAUCUUCAUUUCUUGAGUGAAGAGAUUCUUCGUUUGCAAGAGUCUUUAAGCAAAUAUGAACGGACUGACGAUCGGAGCACACCUCAGGUUGACCUUGCGCAUCUACUAGCAGCCCGUGAUCAAGAGUUGCGUACAAUAUCUGCAGAGAUGAACCAAGUGCAAUCUGAACUAAGGCUUGCACGGUCCUUGAUUGCUGAAAAGGACUCAGAAAUCCAACGUGUUCGCAUGACUAACAAUCAGUAUGUAGAAGAGAAUGAAAGGCUCAGAGCUAUUUUAGGAGAAUGGAGCACCCGAGCUGCAAAGCUUGAGCGAGCACUGGAGGCCGAGCGGAUGUCAAAUAUUGAAUUACAGAGGAAGAUUUCAAUGCACAGAAAUCAAACACAUGUAGAAGCAACCGAUCAUGGAGCAUAGUUCACUAACUGGGCAAAUGCAUAUUUGAUAUUCUCAGUUCAUGUGGAGCAUUUCACCUCGUUCUUACUGUUAAAAUCAUGCAGUGAAUUUGUAUCUGUGAACCAUCACUGUAGUGUGUAGUUCCAUUGUACAUACUAUAUUAGUUCCAAACAGGGUUUUAUUUUUGUGCUAAAUGAAAUCAACAAUGAUCUAGUUUGAUUUUCGAUUUUGUGCUCUUGUAUGAUCGAAGUUUGUAUUUUUCUUGUAAAGUGUUUGGUAGCAAAGAAGGAAAUUUCUAUUUAUCCAUA